CCUCAGGGGCCGCGCAUGCGCGCUGAGGUUGGCGGGGAGGGAGGGAGAGACAAGAUGGCGGCGCCCGGCGGAGGGAGCGUGGAUGAUGAUGAAGCUGAGCCCGUGUUGGGGCGGUUGGAGGAGGAAGCGAGGAAGAGGCAGGAGAGGCUGAAGGCUCUGCGGCAGAGAGCUCUGCAGAAUAACAACAGCGGCGAACCUGAGGCCAAGCAGUUCAAAAAAGAAGAUGAGGAGGAGGAGACUGUCAAGCACAGGGAGAUCAUACUGCGAAACUAUGACCCUGAAGAUGAGGAGCUGAAGAAGAGGAAAUUGCCCCCAGCCAAGCCAGCCUCAGUGGAAGACAAUGUGAAGGACCAGCUGGAGACAGCUAAGCCAGAGCCCAUCAUUGACGAAGUGGAUCUGACAAACCUGGCCCCCAGGAAGCCGGACUGGGAUUUAAAACGAGACGUAGCCAAGAAGAUGGAGAAGCUGGAGAAGAGGACUCAGAGAGCCAUCGCUGAACUGAUCCGAGAGCGCUUGAAAGGUCAGGAGGAGGAGCUGGCAGCAGCUGUUGGGUCAGCAAAGCAGGAUGGAAGCGACUCUGACUGAUGUGCUCCAUCUGGACAUGGGCUCUGCCAGCAACACCAAUCCCAUUGCUGUCAGGUAGAGGAGCCUCAUUGCUGACCAGCACUUUGCCAGGAGCCCACGAGUCCUGGAGGAAAGGAGCAGAUCUGAGGAACAAUGUUUCCAUCUCUGAGACUGUGGCUGGUGGAUGAAGCACGUUUCGCAGACCACUUUUUAGGACCACGGAGGGUUGAUGGGAGUGGGACAGACAUCCAGUUUGCCUUGAACUUGACGGGAGUUGGAGCAGGGAAGAUGUGGGCAAAAGGACCGAGUGCCAAAGAACGUACAUCCAGGAAACUCUCCUCUCAGUUCCUUGGUUAAGAGAUCCCCACAGAGCCUACAGCAUCCCUUAGGGGCAGUGCUUUUUGUCAGGGUGCUCCUUUCUGCAGAAAACUGAUCUCACUGUUAAAGAGAACAACAGGGUCUCUUGCUCUGGAGAACAUCUGCUCAGUAUUAGGGAAUCUUUCCCCCAUGGUCACACCCAGCAUGUAGAGAGUGACUCUCCUGGAAGAGUUGUGUGCUCAGGACUCAUUGACUGCUCUGUGUUGGGAGAUGUGUCCAACUGAGAGGCUAAUGUAUGUUUCUAAAGCUUCCAGACCCUCCAGGCUGUGCAACGUGCACCAUUCCUCUGUAUGUUUUAUAAUUGACAAAGUUUGUUGUAACAAGUAUUUUUCAUAAUAAAAUUAUCCCACCGUGGAGGAA
Molecule: messenger RNA, 1302 nt
Organism: Coturnix japonica (Japanese quail)
Lineage: Eukaryota; Metazoa; Chordata; Aves; Galliformes; Phasianidae
Gene: CCDC12
Product: coiled-coil domain containing 12
Cellular component (GO): U2-type spliceosomal complex; post-mRNA release spliceosomal complex
Source: RefSeq, a predicted model, not a curated record